GGCUGAACCGGAUAUGUAAAUGAAUUAAAAAACGAAAGUAAUUUUGGAGAACGGGAUGAUCGAACUGUUUCUGUUGAGCGAGAGAUACAAGGUCUCCUAGAUCAAGACUCUGUAGAGACAAAGAGAUGGGGAGCAACUGCACCAAAAGGACCAGAGAAGAGGAGAGCACUCACUCUGUCUCAAGGCGGGGAGAAGAGGGGAGCACUCACCCUGUCUUACGUCCGAUAUAUAGCUCUGAGAGCUAUUACAGCGCUUAUGGAUCUGCACAAUUUGAAGACGACCUGAUGGGGAGAGAACCAAUAUUCGGAUCCGCCCACCGUUUUGAGGAUGUUGAGACAGAGAAGAUAUGUGAGGAAACCGUGGAUGACAUCACACAGAUAGUUAAAGGGAAACUGAAAGCCAGUCUGAAGAAGAAGUUUAGAUGUGUAUUUGAAGGCACUGCUGAGGAACAAAAUGGACUUGAUAGCAUUUACACACAGCUCUACAUCACACAAGAAGAGGUUAAUAAAGAACAUGAGGUUCGACGGAUUGAAUAUCCAUCCAAGAGAAACAUAUCAGACACUCCAAUAAACUGCAAUGACAUCUUCAAACCCUUACCUGGAGAAGAGAAGAGACCUAUCAGAACUGUAAUGACAAAGGGAAUCACUGGCAUCGGAAAAACGAUCUCUGUACAUAAGUUCAUCCUCGACUGGGUAGAAGGAAACGCCAAUCAGGAUGUUGAUUUCAUCUUUGUGCUUCCUUUCCGAGAACUGAAUUUGAUUAAAGAUGAGCAGUACAGUCUUCAUGGACUUCUGAAUGACUUCCACCCUGAACUAACAGAGAUAGUAGAAGCAAAGAUUUAUGCUACCUGCAAAGUUCUGUUCAUCUUUGAUGGUCUGGAUGAAAGCCAACUGCCAUUAGGUUUUGAAAAACACAAGAGGGUGACUGAUGCUACACAGACAUCAUCGGUGGAUGUGCUGCUGACAAACCUCAUUGAGGGGAAUCUACUCCCUGAAGCUCUCCUCUGGAUAACCUCCCGACCAGCAGCAGCCAAUCAGGUCCCCUGUAAGUACAUUGACAAGGUGACAGAAGUACGAGGGUUCAACGACAAACAGAAAGAAGAAUACUUUAAGAAGAAUGUUGAGGAUGAGAACCGGGCCAGGAGAAUCAUCUCCCACAUUAAUACAUCAAGGAGCCUCCACAUCAUGUGCCACAUACCAGUCUUCUGUUGGAUUACUGCCAGGGUUCUUGAGCAAAUGUUGAGUGAAGAUGAGAGUGGAGAGAUCACAACUCUGACUGAGAUGUACAAUCACUUCCUGCUCAUUCAGACAAACCUGAAAAGCAAUAAGUAUGAUGGGGAAAGGGAGACGGAUCUGGACAUCAUCAUAGAAAGAAACAAAGAAAUAAUUCUCAAACUGGCACAACUUGCAUUUGAACAGCUGGUGAAGGGCAAUCUCAUAUUCUCUAAGAAAGACCUGGAGGAGUGUGGCAUUGAUGUCAGUGAAGCCUCAGUGUACUCUGGGUUUUGCACAGAAAUCCUGAAAGAAGAGUAUGGGCUGUAUCGGAAGAAAGUGUACUGCUUUGUCCACCUGAGCUUCCAGGAGUUCCUUGCUGCUCUGUACGUGUUCCACUGCUGUGCGAGCAAGAACAUCAAGGCCCUGGAGUCGUUCGUUGGGGAUGUGUCAUCAGAGCUGUCCUUGCAUGAGCUGCUGAAGAUGAUGGUAGAUAAAGCCUUGGAGAGUGAGAAUGGACACCUGGACCUGUUCCUCCGUUUCCUUGUUGGCAUCUCAACAGAAUCCAACCAGAAACUGUUACAAGACCUACUGCCACAAACAGAGAUCAGCUCAGAGACUGUUAAGGAAAUUAAGAAAUACCUCAGGAAGCCAAAUGUAGAUCAAGUCUCACCUGAUAGGUACAUCAAUCUACUCAUCUGCUUGACUGAGAUGAAAGAUGAUUCAGUACAUGAGGACAUUGACAAGUUCCUAAAGUCUGGACUACCUGCAGAAAUAGAAAUGUCCCCCGGUGACUGCUCAGCUCUGGCCUAUGCGCUGCUGAUAUCAAAGGGCGUGCUGGAUGAACUUGACCUACAGAGAUACAACACAUCUAAGGAGGGGCGUUUGAGACUAAUCCCAGCAGUGAGGAGUUGCAGAGAGGCAAUACUUGCUGGCUGUGAACUCACUGAGUGGUUUUAUAAAGCAUUGGCCUCAGUUCUCAGCUCAAAUGACUCUUACCUGAGAAAGCUGGACCUGAGUAAUAAUGACCUGAAGGAUUCAGGAGUGAAGGUGCUCUCUGCUGGACUGGGGAAUCCACACUGUGAACUAGAGACACUGAGGAUGUCAUUCUGUAGAGUCACAGAGGAAGGCUGUGCUUCUCUGGCUUCAGCUCUGGAGUCAAACCCCUCCCAUCUGAGAGAACUGGACCUGAGCUUCAAUCACCCAGGAGACUCUGGAGUGAAGCUGCUCUCUGCUAGACUGGAGGAUCCACACUGUAGACUGGAGAAACUCAAUGUGGACCAUAAUGAAGAGUUCUGGGUUAAACCACAGCUGAUGAAGAAAUAUGCCUGUGAUCUCACACUGGACCCAAACACAGCACACAGAAACCUCUCUCUGUCUGAGGGGAACAGAAGGGUGGAGAGGGUUAAAGAGGAGCAGCCGUAUCCUGAUCAUCCAGAGAGAUUUGAUCACUAUACCCAGGUGUUGUGUAGAGAGGGUCUGACUGGGCGCUGUUACUGGGAGGUAGAGUGCAGUGGGCUGGCUGACAUUGGAGUGACAUGUAAAGGCAUCAGUAGAAAAGGAGAUGGUUCUGCCAGUGAAUUUGGAUACAAUAAGAAGUCCUGGAGUCUGAUCUGCCGUGGGAAUCAUUACGGUGCCCUCCACAAUAGUCAAUAUACUACAAUACAUGCUCCACACCUCAUCAACCCUCCUCAACCCCAGAGAGACCAGUCCUCCUCCCCUCCACGCUUCAUCAACCCUCCUCAACCCCAGAGAGACCAGUCCUCCUCCCCUCCACGCCUCAUCAACCCUCCUCAACCCCAGAGAGACCAGUCCUCCUCCCCUCCUCAACCCCAGAGAGACCAGUCCUCCUCCCCUCCUCAACCCCAGAGAGACCAGUCCUCCUCCCCUCCACGCCUCAGAGUAGGAGUGUUUCUGGACUGGCUGACCGGCACUCUGUCGUUCUACAAGGUCUACUCUGGCUUGAUGACCCACCUGCACACAUUCCAGACCAUAUUCACUGAGCCCCUCUAUCCCACUUUUGGGCUUCAGCAUCCUCACACCUCUGUGUCCCCCGGGUUUGCCAGCAAUCCUGUAUCAUCUGAGGCCACCCGCUGUCCAGAUGAGAUCCUGAUAAUGACAGAAAUAUGCAUAAGGGAAGAAGAAGGAAAAGAGGAAGAUGAUGAUGAAGAAGAAUACAACAGAGAAGUGGAUUUUCUUCUCCUGGAAUACAGUGAUCCAACCUUGUCAAAACAGAAAGGAUCAUCCAUUCCCUUGCCAUGCUCUCACAGUUGGCCUUUUUCUAGUGAGGGGACAUUGGAAGAGGAGAGCGAGGACGGUGUCAGAGGUCAUCUUUCUAACAGCUUACCUGAUGCAAUGGAGAAUUUAACCAUCACAGAGAUUAGAAGAGUCAACCAGGGCCUGUUUACUACUGACCCUCCCAUGAUGGUUUCCAAUACCUUUGAACCAGAAAUCUAUAAUCAUGAGGGCAAGGGAGCAUACCGGUUCCAGUGCCCCAGUGCAGGUCUGUUCCAGUGCAGUAUAACAGGCCUGGUGUUCAGGAUGGAGGGAGAAGGAGAGGUGCUCUAUAGGACAGUCCACUGGGACAGGAAGCUUCUAUCCCAGAGUGGAAAGAGGCCUGCAGGACCCCUGUUCAACAUCGACUGUCCUCAGAAGUCUGUCUGUCAACUACACCUCCCACACUGUCAAAUUCAUUCUUGUGGUGGAUGUGACUUCCUGUCUGUAGCCCAUGUGACUGAUGAUGACAUCAUUGAGUUUCUCCCCCCCCAUGAGACAACAGACACACAUGUCAUAAUAAACAUCACUGGAUUAUCUGCCUAUGGUGAUGUCACAGAUGAUGAUGCUCCCAUCUCCCCCAUACUUGCACAUGUGUUGUUAUUCUACCAACCACUUGGCAAGAGGUCCAUCCUGAAUGUGUUGUUGCUUCCCAGUAAUGUUGUGAGAAAAGAGGUGCGGGAGUUGAUUGAAAGGGAUGGAAUAAGAGAAAUUCUUACAACGUCUCUGUGUACACUUACCCCAAAGCAAGAAUACACCCUCUCCACUAACCCUGCAGAUGCACAUCCAAUACAACCAAACCCAGCAAAAUUUGUGGAUUCCUAUGAAAACUACGUCCCCACAUUUCAGUUGUUUAUUAAACCUGUUGUUGAAGAAGUGAAUCUUCUUCUGGAAGAAAAUAAAGCUGAAAAACUUGUAUGGAACGGACUUGUCUGGCUUCCAGUUACACCACCAGGUGGCGCUACAGCAGGGACAAAAAAUGUUCAUUUUCUGCUGCUUGACAUUCUGGAAGAGCUGGGCCGAGGCGACCUGAAGAAAUUUCAGUGGUACAUUAAUAAGGGUGUGGAGGAAUUUCCUUCCAUCUCAGAGGGCCAGCUGGAGGAUGCUGACAGACUGUUCACAGUGGAUAGGAUGGUACAGAGCUACUGUGAUGAGGGAGCUGUGAAGAUCACACUGGAGAUCCUGAGGAAGAUGGGUCGGAACAACCUGGCUGAGGAGUUAAAGGAGAAGUUGACAAAACAGGUCUGAAUGCCAUAAACUAUCUACAAUAUUAAAGCUGA
Oncorhynchus mykiss (rainbow trout) is the source of this 4765-nucleotide messenger RNA. Lineage: Eukaryota; Metazoa; Chordata; Actinopteri; Salmoniformes; Salmonidae. The record is from RefSeq and is a predicted model, not a curated record.